Messenger RNA from Prunus armeniaca (apricot), 210 nucleotides. NCBI's taxonomy places the organism in Eukaryota, Viridiplantae, Streptophyta, Magnoliopsida, Rosales, Rosaceae. The record is from the annotation of a GenBank genome assembly.
AUGGCAGCUUACACAACUUUCAAGCUCUUCCUUCUCACAACUCUUCUAGCCUUGACUAUGCCAUUCUUAGCCACAAGUGCUCAACCUUUGAAUCCUAACCUAAUUCAGUUGAACUCGAACCUCGUAGCCAGGCUUACUUGGGUCACAGCUGCUGUGAAGCCAUUCAGACCAUUGAGCAUUAGUGUUGGCUUGCCUUACUUGGCACGCUAG